Messenger RNA from Prorocentrum cordatum, 452 nucleotides. The record is from the annotation of a GenBank genome assembly. Lineage: Eukaryota; Dinophyceae; Prorocentrales; Prorocentraceae.
CGCCCACGGCCAGUCGGCCCUGGGCCUCUUCUGGGCCCAGUGUGGUGCACCGGGCGUUCUCCCGCUCGCCCCUCGUGGUCAUCACGACGGCGCAGAGGGAGAGUUGGAGCCCUGCCCUGCUCGCGACCGCGGCCUGCUUGAACCUGACGUUGGUGCGCGGCGAGAGGCUCGGGGAGGGCCGGGACGAGGGUAAGUACAACUCCCAGGGCAUCGACAAACUGUUCGCAUUCGGCCUGCCUGCCGCGCGCGUGGUGUACCUCGACGCUGACAUGGUCGUCCUGGGUGCUCUCGGGGGGCUCUUCCGCCCGAAGGGCAGGCGGCUGCUCGCCGUGGAGGACGCAAUGGUCGGUGACGGUUUCAACUCUGGGCUGUUGGCCAUGAGGCCAGAUCCGAAGAUCUACGAAAGGAUGACGUGGGAUUUCAAACGGAGACACCCGAAAGAGGGGGAAUAG